ACAAUAGUAAACAACAAACACUUUACGGCAGUGAAGAUGGCUUCUCACUUCAGCGGUGUACUGCAGUUGACGGAUCUCGACGAUUUUAUCACCCCCUCUCAGGAAUGUGUCAAACCUGUUAAAGUAGAGAAGAAACAAGGCAAAUCUGUGGCCAGAAUUCAAAUAGAAGAUGAUGGCAGCUACGUCCAAGUCAAUCAGGACGGUGGGAAACAGAAGUUGGAGAAAGCAAAGAUCACACUGAAUGACUGUUUAGCCUGCAGUGGCUGUAUCACCUCAGCGGAGAGCGUCCUCAUCACUCAGCAGAGCCACGAAGAGCUCCUUAAAGUGCUACGCAACAACAAGGUAGAUGCCAGCGCGACAGAGCAGAAGGUGGUGGUGGUGUCAGUGUCCCCGCAGUCCAGAGCCUCUCUCGCAGAGCGCUUUGGCCUCAGCAGCAGCGAGGCAGGCAGGAGACUUACUUCUUUCUUCAAAGGCCUUGGGGUUCAUCAUGUGUUCGAAACCAGCUUCAGUCGCACCUUCAGCCUGCUGGAGAGCCAGAGAGAGUUUGUGGAGCGUUUCCAAAGGAAGGAGCAGGACAGCAAGAGUCUGCCGUUGCUGACAUCAUCCUGUCCAGGUUGGAUUUGCUAUGCAGAGAAGACCCACGGGGAGUUUAUCCUUCCUUACAUUAGUACCACUCGCUCCCCUCAGCAGAUGAUGGGUUCCCUAGUUAAAGGCUAUUUUGCUGAACAACAGGGGAUAAGUCCACAGCAGAUCUACCAUGUCGCAGUGAUGCCCUGCUUUGACAAGAAACUUGAAGCCUCGAGGUCUGACUUCUACCUGAACACCUCAGAGACUCGAGAAGUGGACUGUGUCAUCACAUCUGGAGAGGUUCAGAAAAUGCUGGAGGAGAAAAAUGUGUCUCUUAGUGAUGUGGAACCUGCACCCCUAGAUACAAUGUUCAGCAGUGUGAGUGGGGAUGAGUUCCUGAGCCAUUCUGGAAGUGGCUCAGGGGGUUACCUCCAUCAUGUCUUCACAUAUGCAGCCAAGCAGCUGUUUGGAGAGAAAGUGGAGGAGCUAACCUACAAGACCCUCCGGAAUAAGGACUUCCAGGAAGUCACUCUAGAGAAAGAUGGAGUCGUCCUGUUGUCCUUUGCUUCCACAUACGGCUUCCGCAACAUCCAGAACCUGGUGCAAAAACUCAAGAGGGGGAAGUUGCCUUACCACUUUGUGGAGGUUAUGGCCUGUCCAUCAGGCUGUCUAAAUGGUGGUGGACAGGUGAGGCCCUUACCUGGUCAGAACCCCAAGGAGCUUCUCCAGAAGGUGGAGGAGCUCUACAAGGCAGAGCGCCCCCUAUCGCCAGAAGAUGACACCCGCGUGGCCGAGCUGUACCAGUCCUGGCUCCACAGCGUUGGGGAGGAGAGAGCCAAAGAGCUGCUGCACACACGCUACCACGCGGUGGAGAAGAUGAAGAACGGACUCACUAUGAAGUGGUGACGAAAGCUUUUGCUACAAUCCAUGAUUUUUAGAGCAUUUUUUAGCCAACACUGACUACAGAACCGUCCAGAUAUAUGAGACCAUAUGAGAAGGGUUAUGGGCAAAGUUGAAUAUAAGAUGAUUUAAUGAAGCCAAUAACCUUUUUAACCACUUUUCUCCAUCUCUACAAAAUUGUGUGCCUGACAAGAAAAUAGACACAAUACUCAACCAAAUUAUGUAUAUGAUUUUACCAUUUGCUGCCGAUUGUCCUUGAAAAUGUAUAAAUAGUUCAUUUGUUACAUUUUGAAAAUGUUAGUUGAAAUAACACAACAUAUAAUAAUUCCUUGUUUAUUUAACCAUAUGUAUAUUGAAAAAUAAAGCCUUUAUUUAAUUGUA
Molecule: messenger RNA, 1848 nt
Organism: Pseudoliparis swirei
Lineage: Eukaryota; Metazoa; Chordata; Actinopteri; Perciformes; Liparidae
Gene: ciao3
Product: nuclear prelamin A recognition factor-like
Exons: 11
Coding region: 37-1473 (478 amino acids)
Biological process (GO): iron-sulfur cluster assembly
Cellular component (GO): cytosolic [4Fe-4S] assembly targeting complex
Molecular function (GO): 4 iron, 4 sulfur cluster binding
Source: RefSeq, a predicted model, not a curated record